Messenger RNA from Cyclospora cayetanensis, 1944 nucleotides. RefSeq lists its product as uncharacterized. The annotation marks the transcript as partial. The record is from RefSeq and is a predicted model, not a curated record. The transcript is spliced from 8 exons. Lineage: Eukaryota; Apicomplexa; Conoidasida; Eucoccidiorida; Eimeriidae.
CUGCUUCCAGUUGUAACUUUCCGUGGAGAUGAGACAGCCCGUCGCGCUUCAGUUCAUGUGGUUCUGAACACAGAGUUCUCGGGAUCUCCCAUGAGGCGCAGUACAGGGACUGGUCCAGAGGGACGGCACGAGCAUCGGCGAGAAGGCGUUCAAGGGCACCUCCGGCAGUCUCCUGGCAGGAGCAGCUGCUGCGACGAGGUGGCGUGGAGGGGGGAGGAAGACAGUCCUCAGGAAGGCGCACUUGCCGCUUCUUCUGCGGCAGCAAACACGUGGAAUCAACCCCCCCUGUGCUACCCCGCCCCCCGCCCCUCUCACAGAGCAGCAGCGGCUGCCAAGGAGGAAGAGGCCUCCCCAUCUUCUGGAGAGACUGCUCGGAGCUCCACCCUCUUCGAAUUCAAGAAGGCGACGGGCGUUCCAACGAAAACGGUGAUUUCCACAGUUUACGCAUGCAGCUGGUCAGACCCCCCCACCGUCAGGGCCUGUCCUAUACAAAAAUACCUUGCACAUACGCAGCACAGAGAUCUCGGAGCACUUUGCUUGGGACCAGCUGCCAGCGCAGCCGAAGCCGAAGAGGAACGUUGGGUGCGGCGUCUCUCGGGAUGCAGCAGCAUUCACCCUGACAGGGGGCAAUGCGCAACUCAAAAGUGCGUUGUGAAUCACAAGCACAACAAAAAUGAGGGGAGGAGGAAUGCUGCUCCAGGUGGACCCCGGUAUCUCGCGAUGAGCGACUGUCUCGGAGAGUACCCCGAAAUCCUCGUGCAGCUCCUCAGGGGACCACUUGCGCGACUGCACCCCGAGGUCGACCUGCUAAGGCUUCAAAGGGAUGCUAAACCACUCUCCAUUCCAGACGAACCAGUGCGACAGGACCUGUGCCUGUGGAUAGGAGCAUUCAGCAUCCCUCGUGAUGACAAGCGCUACAGAGGGGGGGAGGACGCGUGGUUUUUUGACGCACAGCGGAACGCCUUUGGAGUUGCGGAUGGCGUCUCUGAAUGGGAAGAUCUCGCUGGAAUAAACCCCCAGGAGUAUGCGCAAGACUUGAUGAAGGGCACGCAUGAAACCAUCAGCCGCAUGCAGGCACAGCACCAACGCGGCCGACAGGCGACUGCCUGCUGCACGGGCAGUCACACGGAAGCAGCGGCUACAUCGAAAAAUCCCCCUUCAAGCCCAGCAGACACAGCGAAGGAGGCUCUGACGACGGCUUACCACAAGGCGCGCAACUUCGGAAGCAGCACGGCGAUUGUUGGCGUUUUAGACGGCGAUAAUGGAAUUUUCGGUCUAGCAAACUUGGGUGACAGCAGCUGCUUGAUCCUGCGACGUCCCCGAGUGCGGGGAGCCUUAGGGCAGUUGAGCCUUGUCAAGAAGGUGAAGGAAAUGCAGCAUGGAUUCAACGUGCCGUAUCAGUUUGCUCAUCUGCCUGCGCCGGAAGAGUGGGAAGGACUGCUUAAGAGGGGUCUGACACGUCUGGUCGGAAUAGCCAAGCAGGAGCACGUCCAGGGAGACGCGAGUCGUUUGGGUGAUGAACCCUCCGCUAUUCAGGCAGCCAACGUUCCCGUGCAAGAUGGUCUCUCAGUCUCACCCCACGAGGCACAAACGCUGCUCGGAGACGCUUCUCUUGCCACUCCCCCCGAAGACAUUGCGCGGGCACUCGCCUUGGCAGCCUAUUGGCGGUCCCUUGACAAAGACGCUCAAACGCCUUUUUCCAAGGAGGCUAGACGCUGCUGCAACAAGCAAACCCUGUCCGUAGAGACUUCCGAGGGGUCCCCAGAGGCUUCUUCCGCGCACGCCAUGUUUCUUGCUGGCCUCUUGAGCGGCGGCAAAGAGGACGACAUCACAGUUGCUGCUGCAUGGGUGUGUCGCAAGGACAGCUGUAUAUACACCUCGGACGGCUUUGUCGCCUCCCCCUCAGAAUAUGUGGACACUCACACAUUGGCAGCAAGGCGUUGA